This is a messenger RNA of Symphalangus syndactylus (siamang), 1215 nucleotides long. Its product is annotated as interleukin-6 receptor subunit alpha. Lineage: Eukaryota; Metazoa; Chordata; Mammalia; Primates; Hylobatidae. The record is from RefSeq and is a predicted model, not a curated record. Gene Ontology annotation, molecular function: protein binding.
AUGCGAACAACAGGGCUGAGCAGCUGUGGCCAAGUCCAGGUGUGCGUUCUCCUUGCCUUGCACUCUGGAUACUGCAUUCCCCUGACCUGUCCAGAGGGAGAACCUGAAAAUCAUGCCACUGUCCACUGGUUGCACAGGACUCCCGGUGCAGGCUCCUGCCCCAGCAGAUGGGCUGGUGUGGGAAGGAGGCUGCUUCUGAGAUCGGUGCAGCUCUGCGACUCAGGAAACUAUUCUUGCUGCCGGGCUGGCUGCCCAGCAGGUCUGUGUUUGCUGGUGGAUGUUUCUCCUGAGGAGCCCCAGCUCUCCUGCUUCUGGAAGAGCCCCCUCAGUGACACUGGUUGUGAAUAGAGUCCUCGGAGUCAAGGUUGAGUCAAAGUUGUGCUAUUGGCGAGGAAGUUUCAGAACUGUCAGGCAGAACUCUUCCAGGAGCCAUGCCAGUAUUCUCAGGAGUCCCAGAAGUUCUGCCAGUUGGCAGUGCCAGAGGGAGAUUACUAUUUCUAUACAGUGUCCCUGUGUGUUACCAAGAGUGUUGGGAACAAGUUCAGCAAAGCCCAAAUAUUGGAGGGUUAUGGAAUCCUGCAGUACGACCCACCUGUCAACAUCACAGUCAUUGCUGUGGCCAGAAAGCCCUGCUGGCUCAACGUCACCUAGCAAGACCCCCACUCCUGGAACUUAUAUUUCUACAGACUAUGGUUUGAUCUUUGAUACCUGGCUAUAGCAAAGAUGUUCAUAACAUGGAUGGCCAAAAAUCUCCAACAUCACUGGAAAGGCAUGAGGCACCAGACACAGCUUCAGGCCCAGGAGGAGCUGGGGCAAGGCUUGUGAAGUAAGUAGACCCCAGAGGCCAUGGGCACCCUUUGGGCAGGCUCCAGGAGUCCUCUAGCUGAGACCACCUCCACGCAAACACCUACUACUCAUAAAGAUGAUGAUAAUAUUCUCCCCAGAGAUUCUGCAAAUGCAACAAGCUUCCGGUUAAAGAAGACAUGGAAGUUGCAGGGUCUGAAAGAAGAUAAGAUCAGCAUGCACUGGUUGUGUUCUCUGAGGUGGCUGGUCCCAGAGAGACCUAGACCCACCCCAGUGCUUGUUCCUCUCAUCCCUUCAGUGUCCCCCAGCAGCCUUGGAAUGGGCACCACUCCCAGCCACGGCCGACCAGAUGCCAGGGACCCGUGGAGGCCUUAUGACAUCAGCAAUAGAGACUACUUCUUCCCCAUAUAG